AUGUCAUUCUCUGUCAGCUGCAAGACUCCCAAGACCACGAAGCUGCUGGUAUCUUCUAUUUCAGAGAGCGCUGUUGCUCUUAUUAUUAUUACCAUACGUAUACUUUUUUCCAUUGGCAAAAGCGAUUUCAAAAAAAUAAUCUCCAAGGAAAUAAAUGGUGCAGAAACAAUAUACUACAGAAAUAUACCGGAAAGUAAACCCCAAGGGAGUUAG
This is a messenger RNA of Saccharomyces cerevisiae S288C, 213 nucleotides long. RefSeq lists its product as uncharacterized. Lineage: Eukaryota; Fungi; Ascomycota; Saccharomycetes; Saccharomycetales; Saccharomycetaceae. Gene Ontology annotation, cellular component: membrane. The record is from RefSeq and is marked reviewed. The coding region runs from base 1 to 213 and encodes 70 amino acids. The transcript has a single exon.